UCUGCAGGGAGGGCGCAGGGGACUAGCAUUCAUGGAGAAGGCAGUGGAAUUGCCGCACGCGUGAUGAGCAUGGAUGCACCAAAAGCGCUAAGCCUCUCCAAGUUGCCUUACACUUGCCCUUUGGAACACAUUCGUGUUGACACCUUGCGCAAGGCCCGGCCAUGCCCUUGGCUUUGCUUGAAGCCUAUGCAGCCUUGCGUGUGCCAGGAUCUUGAGCUGGUUUUCCCACGAUACAACCUCAAGGCAGAUGCGGUGAUCACUGACUUUGAGGGAUGGAGAUCCUUGCCCUACUUGGCACGGAUGAAGCGGCUCCUCGUGAGCUCCACGCGCUACAUCGCUUACUCCAGUGACGUUGGGGAAUCCCUGCGGCCGGUGUUGAGGCUUUGGCAGGUAAACUUCACCUAUGGCAUUGCGGGGCUGUAUGUGCUAGGUGAGACUGUCAUGGCUGGAUAUAAACAACGUGAGAGCGGUGGCAACGAGGUGGCUGCUGCUUGCGCACACAGCUUCCUUUUCCAGAUGUUGGCAUCGUUGGCCUUGCCAGCCGUGAUCAUCCACACGGUGGUGCACCAGGUGCAGCAUGCCUUGGAGCGCCCACGGCUGGUGUCAUACCCGAAGCUCAUGAGGUAUGGCCCCAGCUGCAUUGGCCUUGGCCUGGUGCCUUUCAUGCCAUUGCUGGAUCCGCCUUGCGAGUGGGUGGUCGACUAUCUUUUUGAGUGGUGGUAUCCAGAUCGGAAGGCUUAGCUGCCACUUCGGCGGGUGGCACAAACCUCAGAAGGAUUCGGAAGGACCGAGGGGUGAAAGAUGGUGAAACCCUCAACCACCCGGUCCAGCCACUGCAUGGGCGGUGGUGAAUUGGUCAAUUCUUUGGUGUCAAUAUGACCAUGCACAGAAGGCCCUAGAAGGCCUGAAUUGAAUGCUUUUGCAUGGGCUUGGCGAGGCAGGUGGGCUUUUGAGUGUCCGGACACACCGCCCGCGUGCGCAGAGUGUUGCUUCUCCAAUACUUGCGACCUUGGCAUGACACCCGGACUGGCCCAAAGAAAUGUUGUCCACGGCCUGCCCAAGAAGGGCACGGUAAGUCCAGAGCUGCUGAGAGGGGACACCAGGGACCGUGCACCAGUUGAAUGAGUGAUUGAUCAUAAGUCCUGGGACUUUGCCCUGGAACCAUUCCCUUUUUGGGGACAUCAAGGACACUGAAUGUUGCAACCUUUUGCCACCUUUUGAUGUCAGUGCGCUCCGACCAACCAAUUGGACCUCGUGUCCGAGCAUCUGAUCCCCCAAAAAGCAGCUCAGCCUUGUACAGCAGCCACUUCCGUACAGGUGGGCUCGAGGUGCAAUGAGAAGUCAUCCCUGUGCUGGGUCGACCACUUGAACUGAUGCUCGAU
Molecule: messenger RNA, 1382 nt
Organism: Durusdinium trenchii
Lineage: Eukaryota; Dinophyceae; Suessiales; Symbiodiniaceae
Source: the annotation of a GenBank genome assembly